Dermacentor silvarum is the source of this 1089-nucleotide messenger RNA. Its product is annotated as thiol S-methyltransferase METTL7B. Gene Ontology annotation, molecular function: S-adenosylmethionine-dependent methyltransferase activity. The transcript is spliced from 3 exons. NCBI's taxonomy places the organism in Eukaryota, Metazoa, Arthropoda, Arachnida, Ixodida, Ixodidae. The coding region runs from base 265 to 1089 and encodes 274 amino acids. The record is from RefSeq and is a predicted model, not a curated record.
GUUUUGUGCCCGCCGCAAGUUGGACCUUACAAUUCAACUGUCGCACAGUUGACUGAACAAACGGGACGCCACAUGCCAAGAGAUGUGACGGUUUGGAGUUAUCAGCGCUGCCCAUGCAGAGUGUCGAACAUGUCUGCGCCGCAUAUAUGCGGUCAGAAAGCAACACGCAACGUAUGAAAACACCCGUUUUACCUUGAGAUACAGCUGAAAGUGGUCGUAACAACCAUCGAACGAACGCGUCGAAAUUGCUACGGUGGCAGCAACAUGCCUGAAGAGUUGGUCAUCGGAAUGAGAACAGGCUGCCAUUCUAACCAUCCACUUGGAGUCAGGUUGCAGAGAUGGACGCGCUUGCUUCUCAACCACGUUUUGCUCGCUGCUAUUGGAGUCGGCGGAAUGUUCUUCCUGCCAGCCCUCCUGGCCAGUCACCGUUUUCGUGAAGUCUUCUUCGCUUUCAUCUACACGCUUAUUCAGCGUUUCAUGAAGAAAGACAUGGCCGUGCUGCGACGUGCCGUCGUGUCUCCGCUGGACGAUAUGGUGUCGCAUGACGCAUGCCUGAAGGCACGCGGCGCCGUUCGUCUGCUGGAGGUGGGGGCGGCUUACGGACCCAAUCUGGAAUUCAUUGCCCGCCCCGUCGAGUAUUGGACGCUGGAGCCCAACACAAACUUCGAAGCAGCUCUGCAGAGGACCCUCAAAGAAAACCCGAACGUCGAGAUGAAGCGCGUCAUCCAUGGAUACGGCGAGGACAUGGCAAUGUUGCCUGAUGAACACUUCGACGCUGUUCUCCUCGUCUACGUCCUCUGCACGGCGAAGGAUGGCUCGAAGCUACUCAGCGAAUGCAAACGUGUCCUCGCAAAGGGUGGCUGUCUUCUCUUCGCCGAGCACAUCGGUCACAAGAAGGGAUCCUUCUCUAGGUUUCUUCAAGACGUCAUGACUCCGUACACCAAGAAUCUUGCUGGUGGCUGCCACCUGAAUCGGGAUAGCGAGACUUUGCUCACAAGAGCUGGAUUCUCUAACAUGAUCAUUCAUAACAUUGACUUGGACAUACCGGUGGUGCUCAGCCGCACCAUCUAUGGCACCGCAAUAGCGUAA